Molecule: messenger RNA, 798 nt
Organism: Sycon ciliatum
Lineage: Eukaryota; Metazoa; Porifera; Calcarea; Leucosolenida; Sycettidae
Exons: 1
Coding region: 1-798 (265 amino acids)
Molecular function (GO): nucleic acid binding
Source: RefSeq, a predicted model, not a curated record
AUGUCGGAUUCUCCCAUCGGAAGUAUAGAAACUUGUUUCCAAAAAAUCAGCGUCUGGGUGCGAGGGAGUAAAGUCACUAUCCUCAGCGAGCUGUCACGCUGCACCCAGACCACGCAACGCAAACUCGAUCACUUCCUGGGGAAACUCUCCUUUGCGUCGAGCGUCGUCGUACCAGGCAGAACAUUUACGCGGCGCUUAUGGGAUAUCAACAAGAGGUUUAGCCGCACCAAGCCCUAUUUCCGUAUCACUCUGACAGGCGAGGCCAGGAAAGACAUCCGCUGGUGGCAGCUUCUGAUCCAGCACUGGAACGGGAAGGCAUUCCUCCUCUAUAACAGCAGUACAUCGUCGGCCGACCUUGGACUGUACACAGACGCUAGCGGCACUCUCGGCUGGGGCGCAUUCUACGGCAAGGAGCAGCGCUGGAUCCAGGGCAGUUGGACAAAGGAGCAAGAAGAAGAGAGCAUCGGAUACAAAGAGCUCUAUGCCGUGGCAAUGGCUUGCAGUACUUGGGGCCAUCUGUGGUCCCAGCAACGUAUAGUACUGCAUUGCGAAAAUCAGUCCGUUGUCGAAUGCCUGCAGUCAAGCUCCAGCAAGUCACCAGGCAUGAUGUCACUGCUGCGUGCAUUGUUCUUCGUUUGUGCAACUCACAGCUUCACCAUUACUGCCAAAUAUGUACCUGGGCAUCUGAAUUCUAUCGCCGAUGCUCUGUCUCGUUUCAACCUGCAGGCAUUCCAGCAGCUGGCACCAUCGGCAAAGCAACCCCCGGACACUGCAAUCCGCCUCCCUCUUCUGGACUGA